AUGGCAGUUAUAACUUCUGAGUUCGAGAUUUCUUCUUCCAUCCCAGCUUCCAAAUUUUUCAAUGCCUAUCGUGACUUUAACAACAUUGCACCAAAGGUCGAUCCAGAAACAUACAAAACCCUAGUGGACAUCCAAGGUGAUGGAGGCGCUGGAACUAUCAGGGACAUCUCUUUUGGGGAUGGCGUCCCAUUUACAAGUGGAAAGUUGAAACUUGACGUCGUUGAUAGCAUCAACUUCAGUAUUAUAUACACAAUCUUUGAAGGAGACAUCUUGAUGGGACAACUAGAUUCGAUGACUCAUCAUGUGAAGUUUAUACCUUCACCUGAUGGAGGAUGUGUAUACAAGCCUACCAUUGUGUAUAAUUGUAAAGGUGAAACUCAGCUUCCGGAGGAAGCUCUCAAUAUGGUAAAAGAAGGAUUCAAAAAAACUUUCAAGGCCAUUGAGGGGUUUAUCCAUGCAAAUCCUCAAACUUAUUGAUCAAUACCAUAUAUAUGGUGUGUCAUGGUUCAGCAAAAAUAAAGCGGAUUUUAAUCCGGUUAUAUUUUAUAUAUGUACUCGGCUUGUUUGAUAUUUUAUUUUCUUGUAAUGUGAUUUUUGAAUAUAUCUAGAAUCCCUUGCAAACAUGUCCAUGUAAACAAUUUCUAGGAUGUGAUAUGCAUGUUAUGAGCAUUAAUUUUACCAUCAUGCAUGCAGAAAUGAUAGUCGCAAACCACAAAAGUCCAUUCAAUUUGCAUUCUAGUGAAUGAGAAUUUUUAUCGAGAUAACCACCAGUUUUGAAAUGGUUGCAAAUCUAUGAGACUGUAGAGAGGGAGAGAUCUACCUGAUGAUACCUUUUUGCCUAAGAAAAGAAAACUGAACAGAAAAGGAAGGAAGGAAGAAGAGAACAUGGCAAAACAGGGGAAGAAUGAAAAAAACGCUAGCUGUGAAAUACUUGCUGGAAAAUAUACUUUUAUUGCUGACUACUUGAUUAAAUAAACAUAAAACAAUACCCUUAUUUAUACUAUAACAGAUGGUAUCCUAAACUAACACAAAUAAUGCUUAAAAGGAAAGUUUCCAUAAAAAUUUCCAAAAUGCCCCUGAGGCCUAAUUCCUGAAUUACGCCAAAAGUUUCAAGU
Lactuca saligna is the source of this 1115-nucleotide messenger RNA. NCBI's taxonomy places the organism in Eukaryota, Viridiplantae, Streptophyta, Magnoliopsida, Asterales, Asteraceae. The record is from the annotation of a GenBank genome assembly.